AUGAUGAUAAAAAUUUUCCUACUUAUUUUAGCCUUCAAUUUUGGUUUAGCAACUGAUGAAUUAGAGUGCGUUGGGUACUCACUGGAUUCCAACAUAAGGGAUACAAGAAUAAGAAGUCUAAAAAAAAUAAAUUUGUUGGUAGUUAAGGUUUCUGACCCGAAAAAGUACGUUUUGGGAACAGUAAAAAUAGGAAACCUUGUUGAAGAUGGAGAUUGUAAAUACAAGUCAAGGCACGUUGUUGUUGAUACCUCAAAGCCUCAAAAAAUCGUCAGGGUGUUAACAGAAUAUGGGACCGAAACCAAAGUUUCAGAAUAUGUGGAAGUAUCUCCAAAAACUUACCGUGUUCUAGAGAAGACUUCCUUUGAUUUAGACUUAAACGAUGAGUAUCUGCAUGAAAAUGUGCACAGCUAUUUUGACCCAAACCAUGAUGUUAGAGUUAUAAAGGCAAAAGACGAAUUACAUGACCAUAAAAUAGGACGGGUUACCAUUAACGGCCACGUUAUUGAUGAUAUACCAGAAAGUCUUGAAAGGAUAGUAUAUAUUUGGGACUCAGAAGAAGGAACCAGACACCUCAAAAUCGAUACACAUUUAAAAGAUAAUAGAAUAGUUUCAAGCAAGUUUGAAGAGGAUUCUCCAGGAUCAGGAAAUUUCAUAAAGAAAAAAACCUGUGGAAGUAUACUAAAUCCCUACGGUUGUUGGGACGAAUUCCUUGACUGGAAAAAUGGAGCAUCUCUUUGA
Messenger RNA from Theileria annulata, 738 nucleotides. RefSeq lists its product as uncharacterized. Lineage: Eukaryota; Apicomplexa; Aconoidasida; Piroplasmida; Theileriidae. The coding region runs from base 1 to 738 and encodes 245 amino acids. The transcript has a single exon. The record is from RefSeq and is a predicted model, not a curated record.